This is a messenger RNA of Microbotryum saponariae, 711 nucleotides long. NCBI's taxonomy places the organism in Eukaryota, Fungi, Basidiomycota, Microbotryomycetes, Microbotryales, Microbotryaceae. The record is from the annotation of a GenBank genome assembly.
AUGGCAAGUCAACGCAAGCAUAAUUUUGACUCGGGUGUCGUGAACGUUGGCUAAGCCUUUAGUGUGUCUUUGCCUUUGCAUGUGCUCUCUCUCUCUCUCUCUCUCUGUGGCCGCGUGACUUUGCCCUCGCACUUCGCCUCCUUUGACCGUCCACCACCAUUCCUUCCCACAACACACACACACACACACACCCUCACCACCCCAACCACGCUCAACAACAGUCCUCCAAAAAAGGCGGCAAGCUCGCGUCGAUCAUCAACUACCGCGUCAAGGUGACCCUCAACGACACGCGCACGCUCAUCGGCCAACUGCUCGCCUUUGACAAGUACAUGAACCUCGUCCUCGCCGAAUGCGAAGAGUUCCGUCGGGUCAAAUCGUCGACUUGUAAAGCGGCCGCCGUACCGGGUGUGACGAUCGAGGAUGAGGACGACGGAGAGGACGAGAUGAAGAGGACCUUGGGCUUGGUCAUCCUCAGGGGCGAAACGAUCGUCACCCUCAGCGUGCAGGGACCACCGCCCGUUCAAGAGGAACAACGAUCCGGUCCCCGGGUAGGCUUUCGAUCGGGCGGGUUCAGCUGUAUGCGAUCUUACGGCGCUGACAAUGUGGGCUUCAUCACAGAUCGGUAUGGGACCCGGCGUCGGAGCACCCGCAGGUCGUGGCAUGGGUCUCGCUCCUCCCACACUCUCGGUCGGACAGGUCCGUCCCAGGUAG